Messenger RNA from Daldinia childiae, 729 nucleotides. RefSeq lists its product as uncharacterized. The coding region runs from base 1 to 729 and encodes 242 amino acids. The transcript has 2 exons. The record is from RefSeq and is a predicted model, not a curated record. Lineage: Eukaryota; Fungi; Ascomycota; Sordariomycetes; Xylariales; Hypoxylaceae.
AUGGGCUCGGCCUUGUCAUCGAAGCAGGAGGAUGCAGGCUUGGUAGAAGACUAUCGACAAUGGAAGGCAAUGGGGCAGGGUGGUACAUCGCGUAAUUGGACCGGAUACAUGUCUCAGGUUGCCGCUGGGAAGACUAAGGCAUUUGGUGCCGACGAGACCAUGAAGCCUGGCUUCUAUGAAAAUCCUGAAAAGCGAGCCACCGGAUGGAAGAAGGCCACAGAGCAGCAGAAGUCCAAUGCUCGGAAAUCGUUUUUAAAAGAGACUCUUCCGAUACGGCCGGGUCCCCGAGCUAAGGCGAAACCCUAUGUGUUCCCUCAGCGUGAGAGGAAGGCCGAUCACCCUCAGGAUCCAACAGUCAAGCAGGCAUAUCUAGAGGCUUUCGAUAAGUUGUGCGAAACCAACACGGAUACAGAAUGGAAGACGUCAGUGCUUGAGAAACACGGCCAGGCGCUAUUCACGAAGAGCUCGGUCCCGCUUUCUCCUCUGGCCGGUCCGUCUUCUCGGGAGAUCUGCCAUAUCCACAGCACAGAUCUGUCCGGUCACGUCACCUUAUCAUUCAUAGAUGCGGAGGAUGUCAUAUCGAAAGGUUGGGGGGAACGUCACCGCUUGAGCGGUACAGACUGGAUCCACAUGGGCUUCACGAUGCUCUAUGUGCCGAACACGAUAGAGGAAACGGAAAUUCUUAUAAAGAUCUUCCAGGCUGGCAUUGAUUAUAUGAAGAGUGGUUAA